UCACUCAGUGGUCGCGUCGCCUCCCUCACUCACGCCACGCGCCUCCCUCACUCAACAACCUCAUUCUACUCCUCUGCUCUUGAGGUGUUGCUCGGAGUGGCAGAUGACACCAGUGGUGCAGGAUGCCAAGACUUUCAUCACCUGGUGGGCGAUGGUGCAGGAAAAACCAAGUCUGCUGCCAAAGGCCAAACAGAAGUUAGGAUCCUGGAGACUCCAGGAUGAGCACUUCAAGCCGGGAGCGUGGGAGGCGACGGUGGGGCUGGCCCUGCAGACCUCGCCGGAGUCUGCUAACAUAAGUCUGACGGAGGACUGCCCCUGGGAGCUGCCGGGCCUCCUGCCCGUCAUCCAGGCUCUGAGGAAGGUUAGCUGUACAUUUGUGGCUGAGUGGCGUCGAGAGUGGUUUCUGGGGGAGGAAGGCAGCCUGACGCCGUGCACAGCUGCCCUCCUGCAGUGUUCCAGACCUUCUACAGUAGCGGUGACCCUCUCUGACGACCAGCACUCCACCUCCCUCCCCGCGCUCCCCUCCAUCACCGUCUGCCUUGCAGGAACCUCCUGCUCCCUGAGCCUCAUGUUGGAGGGCGACUACGUGGCCAGCAACGACACCACCACAUCCGACUACCUCCUCCUACCCUGCCUGAAGGCCCGCUCCCGCGUCAGGCUGCGGAGGCUGGCGUGUCACUUGGGCGUGGAGGCCGCUAUCCAGUUUUUCCAGGAAGAGGCCGGCCAUGGUAGUUCAGACGAGGACUUCCCCGAUGUGAGGCACAGAACUCUUUACCAUGCCACGGCUUCCAUACGCUACCUGGAAACUCUCAAGGUGAGGAUAUCUUCCCUGGAUGUCCUGGUGGCCCUCAACCGGACCUUACCCCACCUGGAACUCCUCGAUGACCUGGAUGUGUACCUCACCCUUCAAGGCCUCGUCUCAUCCGAUGACAUUCCCCAGCUCGCCUACACCAAGGAUCGCCUGACGCUGCGCCUUGAUGGGAUUACUGAUGCUCGCGCAGUGUGGGCGGGAAAGGUGACGGCCGCCCUCAGCCGGCAAUACGCCCACGUGUGGCUCAGCAAGUGCCACAUGACGGCCGUGGGCGGGGCAGUGUUCCUGGAUCACCUCACGUGGGGUCAGACGCUGGUGGGCGCCGUUCAUGUCUUCGCUCUGUCUGGCCGACCCAACCCACAAGAGUUCUCCGCCCUCACCACCCGCGCCGCCCAGCUCCCCAACCAUACCGCCCUCUACUGGUAGUUAACCCCGUACAUGUUCACAUCAUCAGGUCGCCAGGACAGCACCACCAGUCGUCUCUUGCAAGAAGCGAUGGACUUUAUCUGUCAGCUUCAUAUAUUUUAUUUUAAUCACUGUUCCUUCGACCUUGAAAUUAUUGAACAAUUAUAUUUUCCUACUAAUUGAUAUAUUAAAAUAUUAUAUUUAUUAAUUAUAAUUAUUAUAUAUUAAUUAUAUAAUAAUAAUUAUAUGUAAUUAUAAAUAUAUUAAAAUAAAUAAAUAUUAAAAUAAAAUAUUGUUAAAAUGUUGGACCUUCGACAAGCCGCCGGCUUCCUGUCCUCAUCGAGGCCACUCGAGUUAGUGGCUUCCAGGUAAACUCAUUAACUGUUGUAUUCCUGAAACAAAUUUAUGCGUAUUCUAAAAGAAUUGAUACGAGAAUCAUGCAUACAUUAUUUAGAAGGACUUCGGAAUAAUGUAUGGGAAUCUGACUCUUCUGAAUCUCCCAAUGGUGAACAUUCCAAUUGUAAACUAUGAGAACAAGAGCUGGGACAUCCUCCAACACUAUAUCUGUGAUUGUCCUGUUAUCAAUGACUUCAGACCAAGUGGUAUGAGGUACUUUGAGCUCUGUAAUUACUUCAUACACUCAGGAAUAUUGGAAGAUAUUCUUGUUUUGUACCCAGAUUUGGUUAGUGGGGGCUAAUAGAUCAAUCAGCGUUACAUUUCAUGUUCUCUCCUGAUUCCAUGUAUGACUGGCCGUCCUGUGAGGUGGGGAUGUUGGA
This is a messenger RNA of Procambarus clarkii (red swamp crayfish), 1992 nucleotides long. RefSeq lists its product as uncharacterized. The record is from RefSeq and is a predicted model, not a curated record. Lineage: Eukaryota; Metazoa; Arthropoda; Malacostraca; Decapoda; Cambaridae.